UCACCGCUCACAGAUGGUGAGCGGACUCGGCAAAAAGUAUCCUGACUUUUGACCCCUGUCCUGCCUGGCGUCGGACGCAACCGUGUGAGGUGACCGGGUGCUCUACUCUUCUACCGGAACGGAAGAGAGCAGGUCGAGCGCGGCGUCGGUGGUGGUGGAGCAUUGGCGGGAAUGGCGGGCGGAGGCAGUGACAAGAUCGACUAUGUGUUCAAGGUGGUGCUGAUCGGGGACUCGGCGGUGGGGAAAUCGCAGAUCCUGGCGCGGUUCGCGCGGAACGAGUUUAGCCUCGACUCCAAGGCCACCAUCGGAGUGGAGUUCCAGACGCGAACCCUCGUCAUCCAGCACAAGAGCGUCAAGGCCCAGAUCUGGGACACCGCCGGCCAAGAGAGGUAUAGAGCUGUCACAAGUGCAUACUACAGAGGAGCAGUUGGGGCCUUGAUUGUUUACGAUAUCACCAGACGUCAAUGCUUUGACCACAUUCCUCGGUGGCUUGAGGAGCUGCGGAGCCAUGCUGACAAAAACAUUGUGAUCAUGUUAGUUGGAAACAAGACUGAUCUCGAGGGCCAGAGAGCUGUACCGAUGGAAGAUGCCCGGGAAUUUGCUCAGAAAGAAAACCUCUUCUUUCUGGAAACAUCAGCGCUAGAUGCUACCAAUGUGGAGAACGCCUUCCAGACUGUGCUGACUGAGAUUUUCAACAUCGUCAACAAGAAGAGCCUGACCUCUGACCCUCAGAGCAACAACAGUGCACCGACACUGCCUGCAAAGAAGAUCAUCAUCCCUGGCCCAGCGCAAGAGAUUCCAAAAAGUAAGGUGUGCUGUAAGGCUUCCUAGAUGAUGCUUUGCCUCUUCAGUAGUCGUUGCUGGAAGCAUCCGAGUUGUCACAGUAAUUGCCAGAUGCCUUUAUUGUUGAAAUCUUGAUGGAGGGUAUAAGCUUCUGAACUUGGAAGAAUUGAUUCAAUCUUGUAUGUGGUUUGGGUUUGGUGGAUCAAGUGAAAGAUCCGAUGAUACUUUCUGUCUAUACCAUACCACAGGCUACAACAACUAAAUAGCUUUCCCUGGCACUGUGUUUAAUCAAGUUAAUUUGUGCACUAAAGGUUCUUUACGAGUAAACUCUCU
Molecule: messenger RNA, 1116 nt
Organism: Musa acuminata subsp. malaccensis (wild Malaysian banana)
Lineage: Eukaryota; Viridiplantae; Streptophyta; Magnoliopsida; Zingiberales; Musaceae
Product: ras-related protein Rab11D
Biological process (GO): vesicle-mediated transport
Cellular component (GO): endosome
Molecular function (GO): GTPase activity; GTP binding
Source: RefSeq, a predicted model, not a curated record